Physella acuta is the source of this 602-nucleotide messenger RNA. RefSeq lists its product as uncharacterized. The record is from RefSeq and is a predicted model, not a curated record. Gene Ontology annotation, biological process: protein deubiquitination. Gene Ontology annotation, molecular function: cysteine-type deubiquitinase activity. Lineage: Eukaryota; Metazoa; Mollusca; Gastropoda; Physidae.
AGAUCAAGAAAAUGAAGAAACAAAAAUGAAAAGUGAAAAAUCAGAUCAGGAAAAACAAAAAACAAGUAAAGUGCAAAGUGAAAAAUCAAUUAGCACUACAGAUACUAUAAGAAAUGCAGAGAAAAGAUUAAAAAGGAAUCUGAAAAUCUUUGGACUAAAGCUAAAACACCUUCAAAAAGACGGAAACUGUAUUUUUAAAGCAGCUACUGCUAAGUUGAAAGAGAAGAUAACUCCUAAAGAAUUACGAUACAAGGUGUAUCUGCAUAUAAAGGAGAACAUGCAACACUAUGGAGAUUUUCUAGAAGACAAAAACAUUGUUAAAAAAAUAAAGGAGGAUGGACACUGGGAUAGUGAAGCAGGAGAUCUGAUACCUUAUGCCCUCGCCAAUGUUUUAGGACGAAACUUGACCAUAGUUACUAGCAGUUUUGAAAGUGUCUGUAUACCUGUAUAUCUAGGUGAAUGUUUGAAAGAUGAGCCAAUUUUCUUGGCUUAUUUAAAUUACCCAGGCUGUGAGCAUUAUUGUGCUACUAAAUAAAGAAGUGGGGGAGGGAUAUUUUAUACCACAUUAGUGCAUUCUGAAUGAUGCACACUCUAAUGACAAA